AUGGCUCUAGACAACGAUGAAAAGUCUAAUACCGUCGAGUUCAUAGAACGCCUACCGGAAGGAACGACUACCGCGGCUACAUCCGGACUAGGUCAUCUCGCCAAUCAGGAAGACCAUGAGGUUGGGAAACUUGCGUCCUUCCGCAAGUACCCUUGGGCAUGUGCUUGGUCGAUAUACAUGGUGUGGUUAGUGCUACUCGUCAGCUUUGAGAACCAAGCAGCGGGAAGUGUUAUCGGUAUACCCAAGUUCAGGGAGGACUUUGGCCAUCAGUUUACUGCGGACGACGGGACUGUGAGUUAUGUCAUUGACGCUCAGUGGCAGUCGGCCUUCCAGGGCGCACCUGUAGCUUCUGCUAUCGUGGGUGCCCUCGGAUGCGGUCAACUCGCUGACUGGCUUGGCCGACGCCUAGUAGUCAUCAUCUGUCUCGCAGUCACCUUUGCCGCAAUAACCAUGGAGUUCGUCGCAACGACCAACCAUAUGUUUUUCGGUGGCAAGUUCCUGAACGGGUUCGUCGUUGGCGCCCUAGCAUCCGUCACCGUCACAUACAUCGGUGAAGUCGCCCCGUUGAAACUCAGGGGCAUGUUGACAUGCUUGACUGCCCUUUCGUACACCCUCGGACCACUCACAGUCGCGCUCAUCGUCAACUCCACGGGUGUAUACACCAAUCGUUGGGCAUAUCGCGCUGUCUUUUGUGCUCAGUACGGAUUCGCUGGGGUAGCUGCAGCUUUCGUUUGGUUCAUGCCUGAGUCGCCAUGGUGGCUUGCAUCCAAGGACCGCCAAGCUGACGCACUUAAAGCUCUCAACAGCCUUGGUCAUCGGGGUUUUGCAGGUGAGCAAAAGCUAGCUCAGAUCAUGACGACUCUGCAAGAAGUUAGGCACGAGACCGAAGGCGUUACAUACCUGGAUUGUUUCCGUCGGUCCAACCUCCGGCGAACCAUCAUCUCGGUCAUGCCACUGACUAUCCAGUCACUCAGCGGCAUCAUGUUCGCAGCCUCUUAUUCGACAUACUACAUGCAGCUCGCCGGCUUCACCACCGCCAUGUCGUUUAAGUUGCAGAUCGUGCAGCAAGUCCUCUCUCUACUCGGAAACGUCGUACCUUGGUACCUAGUUGACCGUAUAGGUCGUCGCAACCUCACCUUCUGGGGACUCUUUGUGCUCACCAUCAUCCUGUUCGUCAUGGCCGGUCUCGCGGUCGUCGGCACGGUACCCGCACUCAAAGGCGCUAUCAGUAUGAUCCUACUCUAUUGCUUCUGGUAUAAUGUCACCAUUGGCGCGACUGCUUAUACUAUCCUGUGCGAGACAUCAACUUCACGUCUUCGCAUCAAGACCAUUGCCAUCGGUCUCGCUCUCCAGAACGCGCUUAAUACCAUGUGGAGUUUUGUGUUGCCCUACCUGUUCAACCCCGACCAGCUCAACCUCGGUGGAAAGCUGGGUUUCAUCUUCGGUGGCUUGUCUGUUGUAUGCUUGGUGUAUCUUUGGUUCUAUCAGCCUGAGACGGCGGGUCGGACUUACGAAGAGUUGGAUGAGAUGUUCGUUAAUCGAGUCAAGGCGAGGAAGUUUGGAACGCACAGGACGGAUGCGCAAGCUAUGGGUCAGGCAAUGAGGCAAAAGGAAGCCGCAUAG
Alternaria ventricosa is the source of this 1623-nucleotide messenger RNA. RefSeq lists its product as uncharacterized. Gene Ontology annotation, cellular component: membrane. The record is from RefSeq and is a predicted model, not a curated record. Gene Ontology annotation, biological process: carbohydrate transport; transmembrane transport. Gene Ontology annotation, molecular function: carbohydrate:proton symporter activity. The transcript is spliced from 2 exons. Lineage: Eukaryota; Fungi; Ascomycota; Dothideomycetes; Pleosporales; Pleosporaceae. The coding region runs from base 1 to 1623 and encodes 540 amino acids.